Molecule: messenger RNA, 6281 nt
Organism: Esox lucius (northern pike)
Lineage: Eukaryota; Metazoa; Chordata; Actinopteri; Esociformes; Esocidae
Gene: rreb1a
Product: ras responsive element binding protein 1a
Exons: 14
Coding region: 643-6120 (1825 amino acids)
Biological process (GO): regulation of transcription by RNA polymerase II
Cellular component (GO): nucleus
Molecular function (GO): DNA-binding transcription activator activity, RNA polymerase II-specific; RNA polymerase II cis-regulatory region sequence-specific DNA binding
Source: RefSeq, a predicted model, not a curated record
UUCCUGUAGGCUAGAGAUGCUUACUGGCUCAAGUCUAGUGGCAGCCUCAGUAACACGUCCCCUUGGAGACUAGCAGGAACAACACGUGAUGCGUCUUACUUAUCAGGUUUAGGGGAGAGGAGAGAGCAGCGCUUUGGGGACGGUCAGAGAGGAAAGCGAAGUUAAGUGUUUUCCUCUCGUCUCUCAACUCUUUCUUCUAUCUUCCUCUUUAGGAAUUUGGAAGAAAGAGUGGGGAACAAAGUUGUCGAACUUUGCACAUCCUCAGAAACGCCAUUUUGAUUCCUCUCCGGAACAACUUUGCAGCUUCUUUUUUUUCUUAGCCCAUCAUCACCAUUCACCAUCAUCAGUAUGUCUCGGCGCAAGCAGCCCAACCCCAACAAAGUCAAACUGUGAGCAGUGGGUGCUGACACUCGAGGUGGGCAGGCAGGCAGGCUGUCGUCCCCCCAGCCCCCCCUCAGCUCCGAGCCCAGCCGCGUUUUUGCCCUGGUCUCUGGACGGUUCACACCAUCUGCGGUUCCGUUGAGCCGUAGAAGCAAAUGCUGGCCCAGCGUUCGGCUCGCCAGUCCGACUGUGGGAUGGUGAUGCUCCGCUAAUGAAAGAACACAAAUCCAAGGCUAACCUUGAGAUCUGCCGUUAGCAGUGAUGGAGAGCGCCACAGAGGACAAGCGUCAGGGGGGAGGGGUGAGUGCCCUGCUGCGCACUGGAGAGGCGGAGCCGUCUCUCGAACGGGAAGUCCCCGCCUCCACACACACAGAGGAUCAUCACACAGGGAGUAACGGAGCGGUGGAGGAGGAGGAAGGAGGCUUGUCGGGAGAAAACGACGAUGGAGAGAAAAUGACGGAAGAGGAGGGCGAGGGUGUGGACUUGUCAUCCAUCAACGCCAUGAUGACGGCUGUGAUGAACGUGACACAGCUCAACGGAAGCAUGGAGCCUUCCUCGGCCCCCGCCGCCACGCCCCAACCACCCUCCAGGAAGACCACACCCCCCACGCCCCCAAAUGUCAACCGCAACGGCCGGAGGAACACUGAAGCCAAAGACCCCAAUCCAGAUUUCAUUUGUCCCCUGUGUGACAAGAACUGUAUGACCCAACACCAGCUUACCAUGCACAUCAGACAGCAUAAUGCUGACACGGGGGCGACAGACCACUCCUGCAGUAUCUGUGGGAAGUCCCUGAGCUCAGCCAGCUCCCUGGACCGCCACAUGCUGGUGCACAGCGGAGAGAGGCCCUACAAGUGUUCCUUCUGCGGACAGACCUUCACCACCAAUGGCAACAUGCACAGACACAUGAAGAUCCAUGACAAAGACUCCGCCGCCCUUGUUCCCAUCAGCCCCCCUUCACCCACCAAAAGACGUCGCCCCUCUGCAAAGAGAAGGGCCUGCAUGGAGGACGACGCCGAGCGAGGCGAUGAGCCUCCCAGCAAAAAGGUGCAAGAGGACAAUACAUUGGAGGAGCUGGGUUCAGGUCGUGGUGACGACGAGCUGCUGCCAUGUCCUAUCUGCUUCAAGACCUUUGGCUGCAAGUACGACCUGGAAGUCCACAUGGAAACCCACCCUGACACCACGCUAAGGUGUGACCGGUGCUGCCUCUCAUUCCGGACCCAUCGUGGCCUGCUUCGCCACAAUGCCGGGAUUCACAAGCAGCUGCCCACGGACCCUGAGGGACGGCCUUUCAUCCAGAACAAUCCUUCCAUCCCUUCGGGCUUCAAUGACCUGGCGUUUAUAGAUUUCUCAUGCCACAAGUUCCCCAACAUCGCCCAGGUCUGGUGUGAGACCAACCUCCGACGGUGUGGCAGCAAGUUCCACCGUUUUGUGUGCGAGGCUUGCGACAAAGCCUUCCCCCUACGCCAGGCCCUGGACCUGCACAAGACCACCAUUCAUCAGCAGCAGCAGGCAUCACCUGUAGGGGGUGCCCAGGAGACCCCCACAGCUGAGGAGAAGUCUGAAACCAUGGCACCAGCCCCUAAGCAGGCAAGCUUCCUAGAGUCUCUGGGUCUGCAGCAUAUCACCCAGGUCAAGCCCCGGCCUUCCGAGGACGAGGUCCGGCAGGCAGAGCUGGACAGCAUCCGGGUCAUCCACGUGGAGCCUCCGGCCUCCACCCUGCCCCAGGAGGCAGCUUCCGCUGCAGGCUUCCCGGGCGGACUGGGCUUGGUGGCUGCCUCAUCCCUGCAGGGGCUAUCGCAGAGGGAAGCCCUCAGCCUGCUCUCCCUGCAGCCCUUCUCUACAGGCUUCCUGUUCCAGCCGGAUGGCAGCACUGCCAUAAAGCCGGUGUGUGGCGAGGCUGGCCUAAUGGAGUUCGCUGACAUCCAGCAAAUCCUGAAGGUGGCCUCGGCCGCCCCAGGUCAGAUAGGCCUCCUGCCGCCCCUGGCCAAGGCCCCGCACUGGGAAGUGUCUGGACAAGUCCAAGCGGCCGGCUGCAAGCCCAUGCCCCCGCUGAAGCCCAAGCCCAUGGUGGCACCGCGCUCCAGCCUGGCCGCCUCCACGCCGCCGCCCCUCCAGAGCACCCAGCAGGCCUCCCUGGGCUGCAUCAGCCCCAGCCUGCCCCCGCCACCUAGCCAACUGAAGAUGCCCAGGGAGUCUACGUCAUCGUCGUCCUCUUCCUCUGGCAGCCAGGCCUCCCUUGAGAAGAUGCAGAUGGAGGCGGACUGCAUGGGCGACGCCCACAUGCCCAACGACAUGACCGAGCUUCAGAUCAAACAGGAGGAGGGCCAGGCAGCUGGGGGAAAGAAGGGGGCGGGCGGGUCCAAUCGCGGGGGCGCCAAGGCCUCCUACCCCUGCCGCUUCUGUGACCAGGUGUUUGCCUUUUCCGGAGUCCUGCAGGCGCACAUGCGCUUCCACCUGGGCAUCCUGCCGCACCAGUGCAACAUCUGCGACUACGUGGCACCGGACAAGGCCACGCUCAUCCGCCACCUGCGCACGCACAGCGGCGAGCGUCCCUACGUGUGCCGGGUCUGCCACUACCCGUUCACCGUCAAGGCCAACUGCGAGCGCCACCUGCGCAAGAAGCACAUGAAGAACACGCGCAAAGAGAUUGAGAAGAAUAUCAAGUAUGUCUCGUCGACCAGCACCCAGGAUCCCUUGGAGCUUGCUGCCGCUGGCGACACCGCCUGUCGCUUCUGCGGCGAGGAUCUGAAGACUUACCGGGCUCUCCAGAUUCACCUGCGCACCCACAACGGCUGCCAGCGGAAGCCCUUUGAGUGUAGGCGCUGUGGCGCAGCUUUCCUGGCCAAGAGGAACUGCAUUCACCACAUGCUGAAGCAGCACCCUGAGGUGCAGGAGCGGGAGAUCGAGGAGCACAUCGCCACGCUGCUGCCGGCCAUCACGGCCACCUCCUCCAGGGCCAGCCCCAGCUCCUCUCUGGCUCUCAACGGACUCUCACCCGUUGCCACCAUGCAGGCGGUCAAGAUUGAGGAUCUUAGCAUCUACUCCUCCGGUGAUCUGGAUCAGCCCUUGGACUUCUCCAACAAGAGCCGAGGGGGAAGCGGGACAAGCAGCGGUGCAGGGAGCUUGGCCGGGUCCCCUGGAAUCAAACUGGAGACAGUCAGUUCUAUGGCCUAUGACUCCAUGGAACCCAUUGACCUGUCCCUCCCAAAGAACCCCAGCAAGAAGCUGAAGAGAGACAGUGCUGCUGUGGCCCCGUUGUGUGUGGAGCGCAGAGAGAUAAAGAAGGAGCUGCCCUCCCCGGGCGCUCUGGACCAUCUCGGCUUAGCCCUUCAGCUGGACAUGAGUGCUGAGGAGAAGCUGACGACUGUCCAGGGUGGCUGUUACCAGCUCCCCACAGGGACCCCGUCCUUGCUCCCUAUGAGCACCCCCAGCACCACAGGCCGUGCACUCCGUCUCAAGCCACUGCUGCCCAAACCUGCCUCGUCCUGCCCCUCAUCCUCCCAGAAAGAGAUUCCCCCUCUGGCUUCCAUCGCCCAGAUCAUCUCCUCCGUCUCGGGGGCUCCGGACCUUCUGAAGAGGGAGUCUGUGCCAGAUAACAAGGCGGCCAACGGCCUGCAGGGGGAGCCAGAGCGCCCGGCUGGGGGGGACAACAGCUCAGAAGCCUCCGUGGAAGAGCUCCCCCAAGAGGGCACACCGAGAAAGCGCACCAGGAAGAGGCCGGUGAACCAGGCCGCCAAGGACAAGGUGAUGACCCCCACCCGGGUGGCCAUGCCUGAACAGAACACCGGCAGCGGCAUUGACCUUGAGUCCAGUGGGGAGUUUGCGAGUGUAGAGAAGAUGCUCGCCACCACCGCCGCUAACAAGUUCAGCACGUACCUGCAGACGGGGGCGUCGGAGUUGAGAAGGAAGGAUGAGGGGAGGCGUAGCCCGGGAGAUGAGAAGGAAGAGAGGGAAUGCCCACCGCGGUCCGUCCCGCCCCAGUCCAAAGGCGGGAAGAAAAACGCCUACUCCAACUCUGUGCAGAAGAUGACCUGUCCCUUCUGUCCUCGGGUUUUUCCCUGGGCCAGCUCCCUGCAGAGGCAUAUGCUCACACACACAGUCUUCUCUAAUGUGCUGUCGGCUACAGGUCAGAAGCCUUUCCCUUGUCCCAAAUGUGAUGCCUUCUUCUCCACGAAGUCCAACUGUGAGCGCCACCUGCUUCGCAAGCAUGGUGUGACCAACCGUUCACUGCGGCGCAACGGCCAAAUGUCCAAAAACAAGGAGGGGGACGAAGGUUCGCACGAGAGCGCAGAGAGUUCUGAAAAUGAACAGACUGCAGGAGAGGCUCUGGACCUGAGCAACGUGGACCCUGAUCAGAAAGGCGCCACAUCUGAGUCACCCAGCGCAAACCAGCCAGCAGAGGACCAGCUUCCCCUGCAAGGCGAGACAGAACCCCAAAACCACGGCAACGUUGAAAAUGACGUUGAAGACGACGAUGGUGACGAUUCGCAGAGCAACAAGAGCCUGGACCUCAACUUUGCCAGCAAACUCAUUGACUUCAAGUUCCCGUCGGAAGGUGAGCAGCCUCAGACCACCCUGAGCGGUGAGAGGGCGGUGCCAGUGGCUGAGCCGGAGAGAGUCACCGCACUUUCGCAGUCGGACCAGGAGUCCUCCAAGUACACCUGCAAGAGGUGCAGGAAGAACUUCCGCUACCCUGCCACCCUGGCUCGCCAUGAGAAAGCGCACCUGUGCGAGAUCGCACCCCCUGAAGAGGCUUGUGGAACGGAGGGAGCCGGGCCUGGCGCGGUGGAGCUCCUUAAGACUACUGCAGCCACCACCGAGGAGGAGGAUGAGGAUGAGGAGGCUGAGAAGGAGGCACCCGAGAGCGAGGGGGCGGGCAGCAUGUUGGACAGCGGCUCAGAGGAGGAGAAGGAGAAGGAUGAGAGGAGCGAUGAUGAGGGGUGCUCGGCAGAACCAAAGAACGGGGAAGGAGAAGCGGGCAGGGGGUCAGGAAGCAAGGCGGAUAAGAGGAAGAAGAUCUGUAACGUGUGCAGCAAGCGCUUCUGGUCAUUGCAAGAUCUGACGAGACACAUGCGCUCACACACAGGCGAAAGGCCCUACAAGUGUCAGACGUGCGAACGCACCUUCACCCUGAAGCACAGUCUGGUGAGGCACCAACGCAUCCACCUGAAGCCACGGGGCAGUGAGGGGGCGGAGGCGCCGGCCGGCGACUCCGCUAGCGAUGAGGGCGAGUGCACGCCGACCAGCACCUGUCCCCCGUCAGAGAACGAGAGCGAGGGCACCGGAGGAGCCAGAGAGGAGGCAGCUGAGAAGGAGGCCCGGUCCGUGUCCACCACUGAAUCGACACGGUCAGAGUUGGCUCCGGAGGCCUCGGCUGAACCGCUCGUUCAUUCAGCCUCUGACCCGGCCUCGGAACCGGUCCCAGAAACUAUUCCCGACUCGUCUGUAGAAGGAGCCUCGGGCCGCACCUUGGAGACACCCGUAGAACUAGCCACUGAGGAAUCGGCCUCUGAAAUGGCCCGGGAAACGGACGGUGGUGCGGCCACUGAGCCAGGAACAGAAACCCCCAAAGAAUCGUCCACAGAGUCCCCCGCCUCUCCGCUCUCCGCCGCUGCCCCAGAGAAAGUCCCCGAGAGCCCCUCGGAAGGCUUCAUCCAGGGCCUAGUGGAAAUCCACACCAAGCCUUCUCUGGAGCACAUCCUGCCCGCUAGUGAGGCUCCCUUGGUGGGUGUGGAAUGAGGGAGGAUCCUGUUCCUCUGGCCCCAGUCUCUGGAUGUCUUUAUGCACUCUGUAUGUGCCAUGGUGCCAUAAGAUAGAAGUACCCUCAAAUAAUGCAAGACGAUGAAACCAAGAAGAAACACCCAGUUUCUGAGUGCCUUACUACUUCUAUUUUUUUUUUU